AUGGCAUCACCAUUCUCACGUCUUCCUCUGGAACUGCUGGAGGAAAUAGACACAUAUUUAACAGCUAGAGAACGAUAUCAACUAAUUUUACUUGACAAGACGUCAAGUAAAAUAUUCAAACAAUUCCUCUACCACUUGAUCACCUUCAACAGCUGGUAUCAAGUGGAGAAAAUCUUAUACAACAUGGAAAAAGAACCGCUGUUAUUCGAACAAACAAAAGCUCUUGAUAUAAGGUACCUACACAGCCACUUUCACCAAAGCCAACGUUUCCUCAGAAUUGCUUUGGAAUUUUGCGGUAACGUUGGCUUGUUAAAGGUUGGAAAUUCCAGUUGGAUAUCACAGUUCUACCGCCCUGGUGCUGCUGACCUCAGCGACUUCCCGGUGCUGCCCAAACUGAGAAAACUGGAGAUCAACUGCGGCAAUUGGCAAAUGAUAGAAAACUUGAUGACCUUCUUCUCAAAAUGUCCAAAUUUGGAAUCCCUCAAGCUUUUGGAUUUAUCUUACCAUUUCGCCCCAAGCCAAGCAGAAUUGUUACAUGAUGUUUUUCCAUCUCUUCAAGAACUAUGUCUUGAUUGUAUUCACUCUGGACCCAAUCUUCUCCAGUUGAUGCAGCCAAUUCCCAUACCUGAUGAACCUUGUGCUUUUAUGAAGAGAUUCUCUCUUGCUGCUGACUCCCGAUACGAUUUUAUGCCAUUAUUACAAUAUAUACCUCAAAAGUACCCCAACCUUGAAAAUUUGGAUCUCACUGGUGAUGAAGUUUUUGUAAGGAACGUUCAAAUAACGGAGGAACUAGAGUCAGCUGUGUAUCAAUUUCUCGACGGUUGCAACAACUUAAAGUCGAUACGCUUGGUCAACGUUCCGUCGACUGAUAGUUUUUUGGGUUAUUACAUGGAUCCUGUACGACGUAACUCAAGCUCUCUCGAAAAACUAGAACUUGUCAACUCGCAUGUUGGGGUAUCAUCGGAUCGGUUCAACCUUCUAUCUUGGUCUGCUAUGCCAUCUAUCAAAGUAUUGGAUAUUACUUUAAGCCCACAAAUCUUACAUAACCCUAGGUCAUUCUGUUACAAACUCAGGUCUGGUGUUAUGCUCAAGGAUCUUCGAAUCUCUAUCGGACAAGAUGGUCGUUCUUCGUCAAACAUACUCAGCAUUCAUUGGAUUCUCGAAUCCUGUCCUUCACUGGUAUCACUUACUUUGGAUUCAAGUUUCCUUGGUGUUGUCAACGACCCGGUCACUGGAUUGCCGCUCUCCACUGUACAGGAAUAUAAUCUGGAACGUCUUGUCAUCACAAACUGUACCUUCAAAAACGAAAUUUGGUCGUAUAUCGAAAAGCAUUGUCCCAAAUUGAAAUUUCGCUUCAUCAACAAAAGUAGAUCGGAUGAUGAUGGUUCACGGUACCCAUAG
Molecule: messenger RNA, 1401 nt
Organism: Halteromyces radiatus
Lineage: Eukaryota; Fungi; Mucoromycota; Mucoromycetes; Mucorales; Cunninghamellaceae
Exons: 1
Coding region: 1-1401 (466 amino acids)
Biological process (GO): SCF-dependent proteasomal ubiquitin-dependent protein catabolic process
Cellular component (GO): SCF ubiquitin ligase complex
Source: RefSeq, a predicted model, not a curated record